Cheilinus undulatus (humphead wrasse) is the source of this 7460-nucleotide messenger RNA. RefSeq names its product protein tyrosine phosphatase non-receptor type 4a (gene ptpn4a). Gene Ontology annotation, biological process: protein dephosphorylation. Gene Ontology annotation, molecular function: protein tyrosine phosphatase activity; cytoskeletal protein binding. The transcript is spliced from 28 exons. The record is from RefSeq and is a predicted model, not a curated record. The coding region runs from base 643 to 3768 and encodes 1041 amino acids. NCBI's taxonomy places the organism in Eukaryota, Metazoa, Chordata, Actinopteri, Labriformes, Labridae. Gene Ontology annotation, cellular component: cytoplasmic side of plasma membrane; cytoplasm; cytoskeleton.
UGCAAGGCACACAGGCAGUCAAAGCAGCUGCAGAGAGACCAGGGUACGCUGACUACAACGGACAGGCUCGUGUUGGCAAAGCCCAAAAACGCAACACUCGUCUUUUCAGUGCUUUAAUGUCCAAAUAUCUUACGUCGUUACAUUUUACUGGUCUCAUUAUUCUUAUAUUACCCCUGCAUGGGAGUAUGUUUUCCAUUCUGUCGACCUGAAAUGACUGCUCGUCGCCGUGUCUAGCCAAUGGUUACUGCGGGGGCUCCCGUCUUGUGGAUUAUCCGUCGUCGCCGAGCCAGUUGCAUGGUCGAGCCCGGAGGAGGCCCCGCUCUGCUGGAUGGAUGUGUGUGAAGCAGCGCCGGACUCCGAGUUCUGAUGAAGACGGUGAUAAUGAUGAUGCUUGGGUUUCAUCGGCAGUGGGUGAACUGAUCUUGGAUGUUCGGGCUUUAUCGCCCCCACACAAACCAUUUCCUCAUACAGAAAAAAAUAUAUUCCUUAAAAACUGGACGCCCCUGGAGCAGUUUAUGACGAUGUGUCCCUGCAGGUUUGCCUUGUGCCUGUACAGAAGAUGCAUAAAGACGACAGCUUCCUGGGCAAACAUCAUAAACCAGCCCACAUAGCAAAGAAGUCAAAGACCCUGGUAGGAGCGUGAUGAGCGCGCGCUUCCGCUUGCCUGCUGGCAGAUCCUACAAUGUCCGGGCGACGGAGCUGGAGCGAGACAGGCAGCACACACAGGUUGUGUGCAACGUACUGCUGCUGGACAACACAGUCCAAGCCUUCAAAGUCAGCAAGUCGGAUCAUGGCCAGGUGUUGCUGGAUGUUGUCUUUAAGCACCUGGAGCUGACUGAGAGGGACUACUUUGGCCUGCACUUGGCUGAUGACUCCUUAGAUUCACCAGUCAGUAUGACAUUUCGCUGGCUCGAUCCCAACAAGCCCAUCAGGAAACAGUUAAAAAGAGGGUCUCCUCAUAAUUUGAGCUUCAGAGUCAAAUUCUUUGUGACAGACCCCAACAAACUUCAGGAAGAAUACACACGGUACCAAUAUUUUCUUCAGAUCAAGCAGGAUAUAUUAACUGGAAGAUUGCCCUGUCCACACAACACAGCAGCUCUGCUAGCGUCCUAUGCUGUUCAAUCUGAGUUGGGGGACUACAGUGAAACGGAGCACUCACCAGGCUAUCUGUCGGAAUACUGCUUCAUCCCAAAUCCCCCUCAGGACUUCCACAAAGAGGUCUCCAAACAUCACCAGCAGCACAGUGGUCUAUCUCCUGCCGAGUCAGAGUUUAAUUAUCUGAACACAGCACGAACGCUGGAGCUCUACGGGGUAGAGCUGCACUAUGCAAGGGACCAGAGUAACACGGAGAUACUUAUUGGGGUUAUGUCAGCCGGGAUUGUGGUUUACAAGAACAGGGUACGGAUCAACUAUUUCCCAUGGUUGAAAAUCGUGAAAAUCUCCUUCAAGUGCAAACAGUUCUUCAUCCAGCUAAGAAGAGAGGCGACUGAGACUCGGGAGACGUUGCUGGGUUUCAAUAUGGUGAACUAUCGGGCCUGUAAAAACCUGUGGAAGGCCUGCGUGGAGCACCACACCUUCUUCAGACUGGAGAGGCCCAUCCCACCACAGAAAAACUUCUUUGCUCACUACUUCACCCUGGGCUCAAAGUUCAGAUACUGUGGACGGACCGAGGUGCAGUCUGUGCAGUAUGGGAAGGAAAAAGGCAUCAAGGACCGAGUGUUUGCCAGAUCUCCUAGUAAGCCAUUGGCCAGGAAGUUGCUGGGUGGAACAGACUGGGAGUCAGUUAGCAGGAACAGCCUAUCAGAUGAGAGACUGGAGACCCAAAGCCUACCCACUCGCUCUCCGCCUGGGACGCCCAAUCAGAACUCGCUGUUUGUUCAAGAGGGCACACGAAUACGCCCGUCGUCAGUCGGGCACCUUGUUGAUCAUGUGAUCCACGCCUCACCCAGCCUGCCUGUCUUCUCCUCCAAUCACAAAUCAGCAUCGUCAACGCAGGCUAACAGCAUCAGCUUGGACUCCACACCGUCUCCAGAGGGGGUCGAUGGCCAGCCCCCAGCCCUGCCCCCCAAGCAGCUGAGCAGGAAGACCUUGAGCCAGAUCAUCCAGGCCCACUCCCAGCAGAGCCUCCUGGAUAACCACCUCAAUGAGAUGUAUGAUGUUCCUGUGAACGCUGAUAAGACCACGCUAAAUGGAGUCGUCCCUCAUGAUAACCUGGUCCUGAUCAAGAUGAGACCCGACGAGCACGGGCGUUUUGGCUUCAAUGUCAAGGGUGGAGCUGACCAGAAGAUGCCAAUCAUUGUAUCUCGAGUGGCACCAGGAACAUCUGCUGACCUGUGCGUGCCUCGCCUUAAUGAGGGCGAUCAGGUGGUCCUCAUUAACGGACGGGACAUCUCAGACCACACCCAUGAUCAGGUGGUCAUGUUCAUCAAGGCCAGCUGUGAGAGCCACUCUGGGGAGCUCAUCCUAUUGGUUAGACCAAACGCCAUCUAUGACGUGGUGGAGGAGAAGGUGGACUCAGAGCCAGAUUUUCAGUACAUCCCUGAGAAGUCCCCUCAGGACCCCACACAGCUAGACCAGCAUGCUUUGAGGGACUCCAUGGUCACAUUGAAGGAAGGCCUGGGGGGUGGAGCCAUACUGGCGCAGUUUGAUCAACUGUACAGGAAGAGGCCGGGGAUGACCAUGCUGUGUGCCAAAUUACCUCAGAACGUUUCCAAAAAUCGCUACAGAGACAUCUCUCCAUAUGAUGCCACCAGGGUCAUUCUGAAAAGCACAGAUGACUACAUCAAUGCAAAUUACAUCAAUAUGGAGAUUCCAGCCUCCAGUCUUAUAAACCGCUACAUAGCGUGCCAAGGCCCGCUGCCCAACACCUGCUCUGACUUCUGGCAAAUGACAUGGGAGCAGGGCUCAUCCAUGGUGGUCAUGCUGACUACGCAGGUCGAGAGAGGGCGGGUGAAGUGUCACCAGUACUGGCCCAAUCCAGACAGCAGCGCCACCUAUGGAGAUUUUACAGUUACGUGCCACAAUGAAGAGGGCAACUCAGCCUUCCUGGUCCGGGAGAUGACUCUCAUGCAUACACAGAGUGAGCAGCAGAGAGAGAUUACACAGAUCCAGUACCUAGCAUGGCCAGACCACGGCGUUCCUGAUGACUCAACUGAUUUUCUGGACUUUGUGGCUUUGGUACGGACCAAACGGGCUGGACAGGAUCAGCCCAUGGUGGUGCACUGCAGUGCGGGCAUUGGUCGGACAGGAGUUCUGAUCACCAUGGAGACAGCUCUGUGUCUAAUGGAGUGCGGUCAGCCAGUGUAUCCUCUAGAUAUCGUCAGGACCAUGAGAGACCAGAGAGCCAUGAUGAUACAAACACCCAGCCAGUAUCGCUUUGUAUGUGAGGCUAUCCUGAAAGUCUACGAGGAGGGCCUGGUUAAACCACUCAAGACCGCCAUCUACCAGCCGAGAGAGAAGGUGGAUGAAGAGAGAGCGGAGGAGAAGAAAGAGCAGCAGAAAGGAGACGGAGAGGAUAAAGCAGCGAUGGAGGAAGGGGAGGCUGCCGUGGUGGAGCUGCUGGAGGGAGGACUGGAUGAAGAGGACGAUGACGACGAAGAGGUGGAGGUGCUAGAUGUGGGAGAGGUGACGGAAGAGGGGGAGGACGAGGAUGAAGAGGAGGAGGAGGAGGAGGAGGAAGUGGAGGAGCCAAGUGUCGCAAGCGCCACCAGCGUGACCAGCGAGACCAGCGUGAACCCCGAACCAGACCCUGACCCUGCUAACCCGUGACGCUUGGCCUGGUUGGGUCAUCCUGGGUCACCGGAGGAGAGAACAAAAGCACUGUUGCACUUUAUGCUGACAAAAAAGGAAAAAAAGACACAAAUGAACAAAAGUGAAAAUCACGGACAAGCUCUAAUUGAAAAUGAAAUCCAGCUGUGUUGAAUAGGUACCAUUAGGGGAUAUUGUAUGUUCAGGGUGAAGAAAAAAGUAUUCAAAGAGCGGAAAGAUAAAAGUACGAGAAAGCAAAGCAUGGAUGGGGAAUUGCUGUAGUGCCAUAAGUAUGAAGGGGAAGGGCUGCCCCCCCCCCGAUGGAAAGGUUUUUCCUGUUUUUAUUUUCCCCAAAGGGUCGCCCUGUCCCCUUCUGAGCGAGUCUGCCAGACGGACCUGCCUUUUUUUUAGUCCUUUUAGCUGAUAAAGAGAUAUACCUUAUCUUUUGUUCCUCAGAAAGAGUAUUUAUUGUGUUUUAGUUUGUGUCAAACCCUGUCCACUGAACAAAAAACUUGUAUGUUUGUUUUGUAUGAAUCUAGAGCUUCAUGCUUUCCUGAUUAAAUCUUAGCUAGUAAAGUAGUGCGAUUCCUCUUCUUCUAACUACUUCUUUAUUUCUUUUGCUUUUUGUGGAAAAAACAAGUGAUUUAAUUUAUUGUACUUGGUUUUUAUCUUUCUCAGCUUUCUUGUCUAAGUUUCUGACAGCACAGACUGACAGAUGGACAUCUGAAAGCACUUUGUGUCUCACCUCUUGUUCAAUGCUGUGGCGAGUUGUUAUUCUUUCUCCUGCGUUGUGCUGUGUUUUUGAGCUUGCAGACACACGCGCUCUGAGGCGGCCGUCGUUUGGCGUGGUGACGAACGUUACUGGUUUACAAAACUCGAGGCCUGUGUUUACUGGGCACCUCUCUUUCACCUCUGGGCUACUCAUAUUUCUGACUUUUAGACAAAACUUUAACAUACAGAAACUAUUUAAUGUUCAAACCAGUUUCCUAACCUGAGCAGCGCAUAAUGUCAACACAAAAACUUAAAGCUGGCUUCAUAAAGAGAGGCCCCAGAAAACAUACGGCCUCACUGAUUUACAAUCUAAGCUAUUUCCAAGCCGUCAAAUAAAGCUAAGAAACAAAGCUGAGGUCAGUUCGGGGCUGUUUUCAAACACAUGCAGAUAAUUUGGCUUUAAAAUAAAACCUACAAUAUACUGCAGCAGGCUGUAGUCCCUGCUGAAAUGUCCCUGAGCCAAACAUGGAGAGCAAACCCGACUUUUUAGUACUUGUAUCCGUGACUUUUCACUGUUUUAGCCUGAAUUGGACAACUGAAGCAAAUUAAUUGUCAGAAAUUGAAAAACAAAUAUUGGUUACCAUGUUUUAAAUGAUCACACCAGUACCAUUGAUGAGUUCUCAAUUUAAUAAAAGCUGCUACAAAUUUUAUGCAACCAGUAUUUGUUUUUCCACACUCAAAUCUGCUUGAUGAGCUGCCAAUGAACUGAUCUCAGCCUUCGUGUGAAUGGUAAUACAUGACUCUAAAGACUCCCUCCACUGACCUCCUCACUUUCUUAUUUUAUUGACGUCAUAAAGGUCAAGACAUUUGGGAAAAACCAAGAUCUCUGCUUGAAUAUUUGUAGUUUUCAUGAACUCAGAAAAAAACAAGUAAUGUCUUCUCUUAGUUUCUUUUUAACAAAGGGUUGAGAGGUCACUGGAGCGGAGGCUUUUAAAACGUUUGCUGUUUCAUUUUUUCUAAAUCUGUCUGAUUAUCUGCCAGAGAACCGUUGAUAGUUCAACAAGGCAGCUCAAACAGAACAUUCAACCAGUACUCUUCCUUUUUUUUAUUGACUUUUCCCAAUGGUACUUCAUUUUACGGCACAUUUUAUCAAGGCAAGGUGAUGUGUUAAUGAGUGAAAAGAGACUAAGUGAUGACUUGUAUUUUAAUUCACAAAUCCCAGCAUCAGUUUACUUGUUGAGUCAUUUUAUUCGUCCAAGUACGGACAGGUUAAGCUACCAUUGUUUUUAAACAUAUCGGUAUGGAUUGAAGUGUAGCCUCUUCAUGAUUUGAGAUCUUUUUCUGAUCGGCUGCUUCAGUACCUGCUGUCAUUAGCUCCUUCCAUGGAUUCUGCUGGAGAAACCUACUGCUGUGAGUGUGUGAGAGUGUGUGUUAAGAUUUCAGUCUUUAAUUUUCUCUUCCUUUAGACCUCUCCCUCUUCCAUUUCUAACACGUAGUUUGUUAGCUGUCUGGUCUAAGCCUGCUUGUCUGUUAACUGGAAUGAAGGGUUGUGUUGUAAAGCCACAAUCUAACGUGAUCUCGAGCUUUUCUUGGUGAGAGUUGAAGUCUGUCCUGAGAAGCAGGCUAGUGAAACAUUUCAAACCGUGUGCAUACCUCCAUAUCAAAAAGCUGAAUCAUACUUUUGCCACACGGAGAGGUGGGAUCAAAAAGAGCCUUUAAAGUGCUUUUCUCUUCCCUCUUCCUUUUUUUUUUUUAGCUCUCCUAUAUUGCGGCCCUCUCCCAAAAUCUUUCUAAAUCCUUCUCUCAGGCAACAUCAGUCAUUUCAGCUAAGCCUACGCAACAUCCACAGCCCAUUCUUCUCAUUGUUCCUCCCCAGAUGCCUCUCUCUUUUGGAUCAUUAUACAUGGAUCCCACUCUCCCUGCAUGGCCUCAAGGCAAAUGACACAUCUGAGCAGAAUACUGUGGGGUACGGUAGCACAGAAUCUGGCUUGUUUUACACCGAAGGACACACAGAGACCAGCCACAGAAAGAUGGAAAACUAGUUUUAAGAUACUACUUAAUUGAAAAACAAAAGGCAAACCCUGCAAACAUGAUCAUCAAAAGAACAAAACAGUCAGCCUGAAGUGUCUUCUUUCAUCACUUUUUGCAUUCAGCUGCAAAGAAACUUUCACAAAGUGAAAAUUAAUUAAUGCAAAAGGCCUCCUGUUUAAGUGGCAUCAGUGAAAAGUUCAAAAACCUUGAAAAUUUCCAGCUCAACUGAAGCAUCUGCCCUCAAGUGAAAAAGUUAAUAAUUGAUUCAUCAGGGCUGCCAGGGUUUCCAUCUGCACAACAUGUCCAGCAGUGAUCUGUCUGUGUUCAAAGUGUUUUGUUGUUGACACAUAAUUGGUACUGUCUGUGCGUUUAGGGUACUGAUCAAAGGUAGUUUGGAGGGAGACCAGACGUGGGGAGGGCUCGGGGUCAGUUGUAUUUUUGUAAAGAUGAAAACAGCUCUUGGCGGGUAGGGAAAGGACAGCACUUUGUUGAAGGUUGAGUGGCAGGUAGUGCUACUGAAAAAAAGAGUUGGAGACAUUUAGCAUUGUUAAAAUUCUUUUCUUUAUUUGUCAUUUUUGUUUUGUUUUACGAAUACGACCUGUAGGGAACAAGAAAAAAGACGAGAACUCCUAACUACACAGUGCCACUUGUUAAUUUUGUGUAAAUAAACUAGACCAUGUAAAUACAAUGUUGUAUAUGAAAAAAAAUCUUUAAAAUAAAAGGGAAAAUCAUUUGUGAGCAGAAAGAUUUUGUUUUUAUUUUAUUUUUGAUUUUUUUUUUCUCUUUUGGAUGAAUCAAAUGUGACACAAAUGGUGUGUAUUUCAAGACUGCUAUUUCAGAAGUUUUGUUUUAUUUGAAACUGGUCUAUAACAGCGAGUGUAUAUAUAAUGAAACACAAAGUAAUGAGAAAUGUUUUACCGUAUUAUACCCUUGGUUAACUUCUACCUGUGUCAUAAAAACCUUUGUCCUCA